Entamoeba dispar SAW760 is the source of this 777-nucleotide messenger RNA. RefSeq lists its product as uncharacterized. The transcript has a single exon. Gene Ontology annotation, cellular component: cytosol. The coding region runs from base 1 to 777 and encodes 258 amino acids. Gene Ontology annotation, molecular function: polyubiquitin modification-dependent protein binding. Lineage: Eukaryota; Evosea; Mastigamoebida; Endamoebidae. Gene Ontology annotation, biological process: ubiquitin-dependent protein catabolic process. The record is from RefSeq and is a predicted model, not a curated record.
AUGAGGGUUUUAGUUACAACUAUUUCAGGUAAUGCUCAUGAAAUUGAAAUUGACCAAAAACAAACUAUCAAAGAAUUAAAACAGAAUAUUAGUGAUUUGUAUCACAUUGAAACUCAGUUAUUACAUCUUAUAUAUAAAGGAAAAAACCUAAAGAAUGAUAAAAGUACAUUAAAAGAGAACGAAAUUACAGAAGGCAGUAAAAUUAUUGUUGUUAUAUUAAAAACACCAACACACACAAUUUCAAAAGAAGUAUUAAUUAAAAAAGAAGAAAUUAAUUUUAAUAAAACUAAACAAGAAGUAAAUGAUGAUAUUAUGGAAAUUGAAUUUGGAGAUGAAAGUUUUGAAGAAAUUGUAAAUGAAAUAGAAAAAGAAGAACCAGAACUAGCAGAAGAAAUCCGAGAUAAUCCCGAAUUAUUAAAUAUUAUAUUUGAAGAAGAGUUAAAAGAGGCCAAUGAAUAUUGUAAGAAUUAUAUGGAAGAAAUAAAUGAAGACACAGAAGAAGAAGAAAAUGAAGAAGAAAUGAUUAAUUAUAAAAAAGAAUUAGAACAACUUAAAAUUGAAGGAGAAGUAUUUGAUAAAAUUAAUAAUAAAUUAAAAAAAGGAGAAGAAUUAAAUGACUUAGAACACUCAAUAUUAGAAGAAGAAAACUCGUAUGAGUUAUGUAUAAUAUUUAUAUUAAUUAAUGAAGGAUUUCCUGAAAAUAUUAUACGUGAAGCAAUAAAAAAUACUUCAACUCUUGAUGAAGCAAGAACAUACUGCAAAUAUUAUUUAAAUUAA